Nerophis ophidion (straightnose pipefish) is the source of this 12535-nucleotide messenger RNA. RefSeq names its product slit homolog 1a (Drosophila) (gene slit1a). Gene Ontology annotation, biological process: axon guidance; negative chemotaxis. Gene Ontology annotation, molecular function: heparin binding; calcium ion binding; Roundabout binding. The coding region runs from base 276 to 5048 and encodes 1590 amino acids. The transcript has 35 exons. The record is from RefSeq and is a predicted model, not a curated record. NCBI's taxonomy places the organism in Eukaryota, Metazoa, Chordata, Actinopteri, Syngnathiformes, Syngnathidae.
AGCAGAGUGGGACUGAGUGAGCGGAGACACACCACAGCCACUCUACACAGAGCCAACACAGUAGAAGAGUUCGCAAGGAGACAAUAAGAGACAAAAAUACAGCUUUUAAAGAAAUAUAUAUAUAAAAAAAUUGGGAUAUCAAACAGACAAAGAAAAAGGGAUUUUCCUUGCUUCACUCCCCCAGAGGAAAUUAUUAUAUUUACAACAAAUAUAGACUUUUUUUGUAUUUUUGCAGAAAAAAAAAAAAGGAAGGAAUAAUUAAAAGCCGGACUGGGAUGCCAGACAGAGGUUUUGGAGCAGGUAUGGCCAAGCUGACCGGACCGCCGCCGCCGCCGCUCUGGAUGUGCAGCUUGAUGCUGGCGUGUGCCUUGCUGAUGGGCAGCGCUGGAGCCUGCCCUGCCUUGUGUACCUGCAGCGGCACCACGGUCGACUGCCACGGACUGGGGCUCAGGACCAUGCCGAGGAAUAUCCCACGCAACACUGAGAGACUGGAACUGAAUGGCAAUAAUCUCACACGCAUCACCAAGAGUGACUUUGCUGGGCUGAAAUACAUCAGAGUUCUGCAGCUGAUGGAGAAUCAGAUCGCUGUUAUCGAGCGUGGGGCUUUCGAUGACAUGAAGGAGCUUGAGCGACUGCGGCUGAAUCGUAAUCAACUGCAGCAGCUUCCGGAGUUGCUGUUUCAGAAGAACCCUGGCCUGUCUCGACUAGAUCUCAGCGAGAACUUCAUCCAGUCCAUCCCAAGAAAAUCUUUCAGAGGAGCGACAGACAUCAAGAAUCUUCAGCUGGAUAAAAACCACAUCGGCUGCAUCGAGGACGGCGCCUUCAGAGCUCUGAGAGGCUUGGAAGUGCUAACCCUGAACAACAACAACAUCAGCAGCAUCCCGGUUUCCAGCUUCAACCACAUGCCCAAACUGCGAACCUUCCGUCUCCACUCCAACAAUCUCAACUGUGACUGUCAUCUGGGCUGGUUGGCCCAGUGGCUCCGGCAGAGGCCCACCAUCGGUCUGUUCACCCAGUGCACGGCCCCGCCCGAGCUCAAAGGUCUCAAUGUGGCCGAGGUGCAGAAACACGAGUUCAGCUGCUCGGGUCACCAGGAUUCCUCCAGCCCGCAGCCGUGCAACACGGGCGGGGGCUCCUGUCCCGCCGUGUGUACCUGCAGCAACAACAUUGUGGACUGCAGGGGGAAAAGUCUGACUGACAUCCCCGCCAACCUGCCGGACAGCAUGGCCGAAAUACGUCUGGAGCAGAACGGGAUUAAAGCGGUUCCUCCCGGAGCCUUCUCGCCCUACAAGAAGCUGCGCAGGAUAGACCUGAGCAACAACCAGAUCUCGGAGAUAGCCCCCGACGCCUUCCAAGGCCUGCGCUCCCUCAACUCCCUCGUGCUGUAUGGAAAUAAGAUCACCGACUUGCCCAAGGGUGUCUUUGAUGGCCUCUACGCCCUGCAACUGCUUUUGUUGAACGCCAACAAGAUCCACUGCGUCCGUGCCAACACCUUCCAGGACUUGCAGAACCUCUCGCUGCUGUCGCUGUACGACAACAAGAUCCAAACCCUGGCCAAGGGCACCUUCGCUUCACUGCGAGCCAUACAGACCCUUCACCUGGCCCAGAAUCCAUUCAUCUGCGACUGUAAUUUAAAAUGGCUGGCCGACUACCUGCGCUCCAACCCCAUCGAGACCAGCGGCGCCCGUUGUGCCAGCCCUCGGCGAUUGGCCAACAAACGGAUUGGACAGAUCAAGAGCAAGAAAUUCCGCUGCUCUGCCAAAGAGCAGUACUUCAUCCCAGGUGCCGAGGACGCCCGCCUGAACAACGCCUGUAACAGCGAUCCGGUGUGUCCUCCCAAGUGUCGCUGCGAGUCCAACGUGGUGGACUGUUCCAACCUGAAGCUCACCAAGAUCCCAGAGCACAUCCCAUCAUCCACCACUGAGCUGCGCCUCAACAACAAUGACAUCACCACCCUGGAGGCCACCGGAGCCUUCAAGAGUCUUACCCAGCUCAAGAAAAUUAACCUCAGCAACAACAAAAUCACCGAGAUCGAAGACGGCGCUUUCGAGGGCGCCUCGUCGGUCAACGAGCUUCACCUCACGGCCAAUCAGAUGGACACGGUCCGGAGCGAGAUGUUCCGCGGCCUGGAGGGAUUGCGUAUGCUGAUGCUGAGGAACAACAAGAUCAGCUGCGUCCACAACGACAGCUUCACGGGUCUACACAACGUGCGUCUGCUGUCUCUCUACGACAACCAGCUGACCACCAUCACCCCCGGAGCCUUCGAUACUCUGCAAACUCUCUCCACCCUGAACCUCCUGGCCAACUCCUUCAACUGUGACUGCCGGCUGUCCUGGCUGGGAGACUGGCUGAGGAGCAGGAAGAUUGUUACUGGAAACCCUCGCUGCCAACGCCCUGCUUUCUUGAAGGAGAUCCCCCUGCAGGACGUGGCUCUGCCUGAUUUCCGCUGUGAGGAAGGCCAUGAGGAGUCGAGCUGCGUGCCCAGACCUCAGUGCCCCAGCGAGUGCACUUGCAUGGAGACGGUUGUGCGCUGCAGUAACAAGCACCUCCACACGCUGCCCAAAGGAAUCCCCAGAAAUGUGACUGAACUGUAUCUGGAUGGGAACCAGUUCAGCGUGGUACCAAAGGAACUGUCCUCCUUCAAGUUUCUUCAGCUGGUGGAUCUAAGCAACAACAAGAUCAACUCUUUGACCAACUCUUCGUUUGCCAACAUGAGCCAGCUCACCACCUUAAUCCUGAGCUACAACUCUUUGCGCUGCAUUCCCAAGAUGGCCUUCAGUGGACUGCACUCCCUCCGCCUGCUGUCUCUCCAUGGCAACGAGAUCUCUGAGCUUCCUGAUGGCAUCUUUGGUGAUGUGGCCUCUCUUUCUCACUUAGCCAUCGGCGCCAACCCGCUGUACUGCGACUGCCGCCUGCGCUGGCUGUCGGACUGGGUGAAGACGGGCUACAAAGAGCCGGGCAUCGCCCGCUGUGCUGGUCCUCAGGGCCUGGAGGGCAAGCUGCUGCUGACCACACCCGCCAAGAAGUUUGAAUGCGCAGGUGAGCUGUCAGGCGACGUGUCCCCGAUAACGUACGCUCACACCCUCUCCGUCCUCACAGGUGAGGUGGACACUGCCGUCCUGGCCAAGUGCAACCCUUGUCUGUCCAGCCCGUGUCAGAACCACGGGGUGUGCCGCGGCGACCCGGCGGACAUCUACAGGUGCAGCUGUCCCGCAGGGUUCAAGGGGAAGAACUGCGAGACGGCCCUGAACGCCUGCGUCAGCGACCCCUGCGCCAACGGUGGUACAUGCCGAGUGGAUGAGGAAGAGGAGGGAGCGUACAGCUGCACGUGUCCCCUCGGCUUCGAGGGUCCCACCUGCCAAAGCAACGUGGACGACUGCGAAGACAACGACUGUGAGAACGGCGCCACCUGCAUGGACGGAGUCAACAACUACACCUGUUUUUGUCCUCCAUACUACACAGGUGCGCACCAUCAAUUUCCCAACUUUCGGAGCGUGUUGUUGAGGUGUUGUGUCUGUGCAGGGGAGAUGUGCGAAGAAAUGGAGGACGUGUGCGCCCCGGGAAGAAGUCCAUGCCAACAUCAGUCCACCUGCCUCAUCACCUCCUCGGGGCCCAAGUGUGUCUGCUCUCCUGGUUACGUUGGUGACGACUGCAGUGUGGACUACGACGACUGCCAGGAGCAUCGCUGCCAGAACGGAGCUCAGUGUGUGGACGAGCUGAACGGUUACACCUGUCAGUGUUCCCACGGUUACAAUGGUCAGCUGUGUGAGAUAGCGCCAUCACUGCUGUCCUUGUGCGAGCUGGCCGACUGCCAGAACGGCGCCCCCUGCGUGGAGCGUGGCGGUCGCGCACUCUGCCAGUGUCCUCCUGAGUUUGGUGGUCCUCGCUGCGAGAAGCUGGUCAGCGUCAACUUUGUGGACCGAGACUCCUACUUGCUGCUUUCGGACCUGAAGAACUGGCCUCAGGCCAACAUCACCCUGCAGGUGUCCACAGCCGAGGACAAUGGCAUCCUCCUGUACAACGGCGACAACGACCACAUCGCAGUGGAGCUCUACCAGGGUCACGUGAAGGUCAGCUACGACCCGGGCAGCCAGCCUGGCCACGCCAUCUACAGCACCGAGACCAUCAACGACGGUCAGUUCCACACGGUGGAGCUGGUCACCUUCGACCAGAUGGUCAACCUGUCCAUCGACGGGGGUCUCCCCACCACCAUGGACAGCUUGGGGGCGGAGCAGCCCCUCAACGGCGAGGCUCCACUAUACGUGGGGGGUAGGGGCCCUCUCCAGAACACACCUCCCUCCUCUUCAGGCAUGCCAGUCGGAGUCCACUCCAGCGUCUUCCGCCUCUGGCAGAUCCAGAACAGCUCCAGUUUCCACGGCUGCAUCCAGAACUUGUACAUCAACAACGAGCUGCAGGACUUCACCAAGACCCAAAUGAAGCCCGGCGUGGUUCCGGGCUGCGAGCCCUGCAGGAAGAUCUACUGCGUUCACGGCAUCUGCCAGCCGGACGGGCUGCAGGGCCCCGUGUGCCACUGCCAGCCCGGCUGGACGGGGCCGCAGUGUGACCAACUGGCGAGCAACCCGUGCCAGGGCAGCAAGUGUGUGCACGGACGCUGCAUCCCGCUGGACGCUCAGUCGUACCGCUGCGAGUGUAGCGAGGGUUACCGCGGGGCGCUCUGCAACCAGCAGGGGGAGCUCUUCAAUCCUUGCCGCCGUCUGGCCUGCAAACACGGCCGCUGCCAGAUCUCCGACACGGGAGACGCCUACUGUCACUGCGAGAGUGGUUACACCGGACUACUGUGUGACGCAGAGUCUGCGUGUCGAGGUGAGCCCACGCGCGACUUCUACCAGGUGCAGCGAGGCUACGCCAUCUGCCAGACGACGCGCAUGGUGUCCUGGGUGGACUGCGGCGGCGUGUGCGAGGCGGGCGCCUGCUGCGCCAGCCAGCGGAUGAAACGCCGGAAAUACACCUUCGAGUGCAGCGACGGCACCUCCUUCAGCGAGGAGGUGGAAAAGACCAUCAAGUGCGGCUGCGUGGGCUGUGUGUAGCGCCGCCGCCGCCGGAAGAGAGCUCGGGAAGAAGGGGAAGACGGGAUGGAAUAGAGAGAUUCUACAGAAAAUAUAUCAAACCUCUAUCUAUAUAUGCUUGUAACAUAGGACCUACAAGUAUCACAACACCCUAAAAGGCUCCAGAGAUUUCCAAUUGAGUGAAGAGGCUUCACUCCUGUUCCUUUUUCCCCGGUGUGUGGAGACACAGCGGCCACCUUUUGAGGGCAGCGGAAGGCCGCCUGGCUCGGUGACGGACGAGAGGUAAGGGGGGGGCGAAACAAAGACGGACGCACAUAAAGAGAGCCGGAUGACGUCGGCCAAGGGAGAGAUGGAGGCUUUAAAGUAAAGUCGUUUUUGUUUUUUUUUGUCAACCAUCCACUUUUUUGUUUUAAAGAAGAAGGCACAUAAUCAUAAGGAGUACGGAUGUGGCGACUUUUUACACACACACACACACACACACAUGUACACACACACACACACUUGUAUAACAUUUAUACAGCAAGUCUCCAGCAUGAUUGGCGUACUACCGCCGCCCUCCAGCAGGGGGAGGCCCUCAUUGACGCCUGCAGUAUUAAAACAUGCGAGGAAAGAACAAAAACCUGCCAAUCAACACUUAAAAAAAUCCUCUUUUAUCCUCUUUAGUUCUCAUAUUGUUUUGCUUCUGUUUUAUUUGACUAUGUAACCCAACAAAUACUCCCCCGUUUAUAUAGAAAUGCCUAACAGAUUCUAAUAUAUAUAUAUAUAUUUGUAUUUCAGUUUUUUGGUAUAGUAUUUUUCUAUGUUAAUGAGUAAGUGUGUUUCUGGAAGGCGUUUUAUUUGCUUUGUUCGACCUUUUAAUGGGUAGAGAUAGGCCACACACACACACACACACACACACACACACACACACUUGUAUUUCGUACCUUUUUGAGACCUCCGAAAAACGCCUACCUCUUUAGGUCCACCCUUUCUAGAUAUAUAAAGAUUUGUAAUCCCAACAUUAAUAAUAUAUACAAACUUUACAAAUAUAACAAAUAUUGUGAAAAAUGAGUUGAAAUCUCACAAGAAAAAUUUACAAUUUUGGCAGUGUUAUAAUAAAUGUCGUAAUUUUACUUGCAGGUCCGAAUUUUACAAGAAAAACUGAACAUUUGUGCAAUGUUAUGAUAAAAGUUGGCAUUUUACCCGAUAAUCGUCGCAAUUUUACAAGAAAAGCUUAACAUUUGGGCAAUUUUAUGAAAAAAGUCGUAACUUUACUUGACAAAAGUCACAAUUUUUAUAGAAAACGUAAACAUUUUUGCAAUAUUAUAAUAAUGAUCGGAAUUUAACGUGGCAAAAUUAUGAAAAAAGUUAUAAUUUUACUGCAGAAGCUAACUGUUAAUGGCCACUAUAGUCUUAGUAUCGUAGAUGUCGUAAAAUCAGCUGUUCACCUGGCAGGUUUUUCCGGGGAUGAAUAGGGAAGUUUUUCUUCAGCUGCCGUCUUAUUUUAUCACAUAUUGCUGCCGUUGCACAGGUCAAUAUUUACUUUUGUAUGCACAUUAAAUUAACCAACAAUCCUGACUUUGGAGCAAUAUUCACGGAUUCUAGCAUUUGGCUCUCUGAUUGAUGCAAUGGUUUUCCGUAUUGGGACCAUGAUUUUGGUCUUAACUUGUUCAGCGGUCCUAAUAUGGAAGCUACUUUUCCUUGUUGAUGUUUCAAGAAGUGUACAAAUACAACAAGACACACACACACACUCUUGUAUUUCGUACCUUCUUGAGACCUCCGAAAAACGCCUACCUCUUUAGGUCCACCCUUUCUAGAUAUAUAAAGAUUUGUAUUUACAACAUUAAUAAUAUAAACAAACUUUGCAAAUAUAAGAAACAUUGUUGUGAAAAAUUAGUUGGAAUUUUACAAGAAAAACGUAGAAUUUUGGGAGUGUUAUAAUAAAUGUCGUCAUUUUACUCAACUUAAGACUGAAUUUUACAAGAUAAACUGAACAUUUGUGCAAAGUUAUGAUAAAAGUUGGCAUUUUACUCGAUAACUGUCGCAAUCCUACAAGAAAAGCUUAACAUUUUGGCAAUUUAAUGAAAAGAGUUGUAAAUUUACUCAACAAAAGUCACCAUUUUACAAGAAAACGUAAACAUUUUGGCAAUAUUAUAAUAAUAAUCGGGAUUUCACUUGGCAAAAUUACGAAAAAAUUUAUAAUUUUACUGUAGAAGCUAACUGUUAAUGGCCACUAUAGUCUUAGUAUCAAAGUGUAUUUGUUCAUCCUAUGGUCAAAUAUGGAUGUCGUAAAAUCAGCUGUUCACCUGGCAGGUUUUUCCGGGGAUGAAAAGGGAAGUUUUUCUUCAGCUGCCGUCUUAUUUUAUCACAUAUUGCUGCCGUUGCACAGGUCAAUAUUUACUUUUGUAUGCACAUUAAAUUAACCAACAAUCCUGACUUUGGAGCAAUGUUCACGGAUUCUAGCAUUUGGCUCUCCAUUAGAUGCAAUGGUUUUCCGUAUUGGGACCAUGAUUUUGGUCCUAACUUGUUCAGCGGUCCUCAUAUGGAAGCUACUUUUCCUUGUUGAUGUCUCAAGAAAGGUACAAAUACAACAAGACACACACACACACACACACACACACACACACACUUGUAUUUCGUACCUUCUUGAGACCUCCGAAAAACGCCUACCUCUUUAGGUCCACCCUUUCUAGGUAUGUAAAGAUUUGUAUUUACAACAUUAAUAAUAUAAACAAACUUUGCAAAUAUAAGAAACAUUGUUGUGAAAAAUUAGUUGGAAUUUUACAAGAAAAACGUAGAAUUUUGGCAGUGUUAUAAUAAAUGUCGUCAUUUUACUCAACUUAAGACUGAAUUUUACAAGAUAAACUGAACAUUUGUGCAAAGUUAUGAUAAAAGUUGGCAUUUUACUCGAUAACUGUCGCAAUCCUACAAGAAAAGCUUAACAUUUUGGCAAUUUAAUGAAAAGAGUCGUAACUUUACUCGACAAAAGUCACAAUUUUACAAGAAAACGUAAACAUUUUUGCAAUAUUAUAAUAAUAUUCGGAAUUUCACUUGGCAAAAUUACGAAAAAAUUUAUAAUUUUACUGUAGAAGCUAACUGUUAAUGGCCACUAUAGUCUUAGUAUCAAAGUGUAUUUGUUCAUCCUAUGGUCAAAUAUGGAUGUCGUAAAAUCAGCUGUUCACCUGGCAGGUUUUUCCGGGGAUAGAUAGGGAAGUUUUUCUUCAGCUGCCGUCUUAUUUUAUCACAUAUUGCUGCCGUUGCACAGGUCAAUAUUUAGUUUUAUAUGCACAUUAAAUUAACCAACAAUCCUGACUUUGGAGCAAUGUUCACGGAUUCUAGCAUUUGGCUCUCUGAUUGAUGCAAUGGUUUUCCGUAUUGGGACCAUGAUUUUGGUCCUAACUUGUUCAGCGGUCCUCAUAUGGAAGCUACUUUUCCUUGUUGAUGUCUCAAGAAGGGUGGAAAUACAAGAACACACACACACACUCUUGUAUUUCUGACCUUUUUGCGAUCGCCGAAAAAUGCCUACCUCUUUAGGAUCACCCUUUCUAGAUAUAUAUAUAUAUAUAUACUCGUAUUUACAACAUUAAUAAUAUAUAAAUACUAGGCAAAUACAAAAAAUUUUGUUGUGAAAAAUAGUUGGAAUUCCUCAAGAAAAAGGUCACAAUUUCACAAGAAAAACUAUUUUUUAGUACUUUAUUUAGUCUUAAAAUAAAAGUCCUAAUUUUACUCAACGCAAGUCAAAAUUUUACCAGAAAAACUGAACAUUUGUGCAGUAGUAUAAUAAAAAUUGGAAUUUUAUUCCAAAGCUGAAAUGUUUGGCAAUUUCAUGAAAGGAGUUGUAAUUUUACUCGACAAUAAUCACAAUUUUACAAGAAAACUUACACAAUUUGGCAAUAUUAUAAUAACAAUCGGAAUUUUACUUGGCAAAAUUAUGACAAAAGUCAAAAUUUCCUUAUUUUACAAAAACAACAAAAGAUUUGGCAAUAUUGUGAUAAAAGUCAGAAUUUUAUAUGACAAAUGCAAAUAAGACAUUCUCUAUUAGAUGCAAUGGUUUUGCGUAUUUGGACCAUGAUUUAUGUCCUAACUUGUUCACCGGUCCUCAUAUGGAAGCUACUUUUCCUUGUUGAUGUCUCUAGAGGGGUAGAAAUACAAGAACACACACACACACACACACACACACACACACACACACACACACACACACACAUAUUCUUGUACCUUCUUGAGACCUCCGAAAAAUGCCUAACUCUUUAGGACCACCCUUAUUAGAUAUAUAAAUACUUGUAUUUCCAACAUGAAUAAUAUAUACAUACCAUGCAAAUAUAAAAAAGCUUGUUGUGAAAAAUGAUUUGGAAUUCAGUAUUAUAAUAAAAGUCCUAAUUUUACUCAACGCAAGUCAAAAUCUUACAAGAAAAACUUAAGAUUUCUGCAUUAUUAUGAUAAAAGUUGGAAUUUUACUCAAUAACAGUCACAAGUUUACAAGAAAAGCUUAAACUUUUGGCAGUUGUAUGAAAAGGGCUGUAAUUUUAGUCACAAUUUUAUAAGAACACUUUACCAUUUUUGGUAAGAGAAGCGGUAGAAAAUGGAUGGAUAAUCAUAGGACUUUUACUUGGCAAAAUUAUAAGUCAUAAUUUUACUCCAAAAAAUUCACUAUUUUACAAGAACAACAAAACAAUUGGCAAUAUUGUGAUAAAAGACGGACUUUUAUAUGACAAAUGCCAACAUUUUGCAUUAAAAAGUAAUAAUUUGACAUUCAAAUAAAGGUAAUAAUUUUACGAGAAAAUAUUUCAAUAUUACAGAAAGAAUAUGAGAAAUUGUUCCCAAUUUUAUAAGGAAAAAAGUCGAUACUGUGAGGAAAAGAAAAAUACAUUUUUAUUUGUUUUACUUCAAGUUUAUACGGUAUGUCUCUAUAUACACAUCUAGUUACAUUUUUUUAAAUAAAUUUCGGCAAAAGGGGGUGCAAUUAAAAAUUUUACACACACUUGUUAUUUCAUAUGUUGGCCAGAGGGGGAGUGCUUCAAAUUUUUACACACACUUGUUAUUUCAAAUGUUGGCCAAAGGUGGAUGCUUCAAAAGUUUACACACACUUGUUAUUUCGUAUGUUGGCCAGAGGGGGAGUGCUUCAAAUUUUUACACACACUUGUUAUUUCAUAUGUUGGCCAAAGGUGGAGUGCUUCAAAAUUUUACACACACUAAUUUCAUAUUUUUGCCAGAGGGAGAGUGCUUCAAAUUUUAACACACUUGUUAUUUCAAAUGUUGAACAGAGGGAGAGUGCUUAAAAUUUUUACACACACUUGUUUUUUCAUAUGUUGGUCAGAGGGGGAGUGCUUCAAAUUUUUACGCACACUUAUUAUUUCAUAUUUUGGCCAGAGGGAGAGUGCUUCAAAUUUUUACACACACUUUUUAUUUCAAAUAUUGACCAGAGGGGGGUGCUUCAACAUUUUACACACACUUGUUAUUCCAUAUGUUAGCCCGAGGGGGAGUGCUUCAAAAUUUUACACACACUUGUUAUUUCAUAUGUUGGCCAGAGGGGGAGUGCUUCAAAUUUUUACGCACACUUAUUAUUUCAUAUUUUGGCCAGAGGGAGAGUGCUUCAAAUUUUUACACACACUUGGUUUUUCAAAUAUUGACUAGAGGGGGGUGUUUCAAAAUGUUACACACACUUGUUAUUUCAUAUUUUGGCCAGAGGAGGGUGCUUCAAAAUUUUACACACACUUGUUAUUUCAUAUGUUGGCCAGAGGGGGAGUGCUUCAAAUUUUAACACACACUUGUUAUUUCAAAUGUUGACCAGAGGGGGGUGCUUCAAAUUUUUCACACACUUGUUAUUCCAUAUGUUGGCCAGAGGGGGAGUGCUUCAAAUUUUUACGCACACUUAUUAUUUCAUUUUUUGGCCAGAGGGAGAGUGCUUCAAAUUUUUACACACACUUGUUAUUUCAUAUGUUGGCCAGAGGGAGAGUGCUUCAAAUUUUUACACAAAUUUGCUAUUUCAAAUAUUGACCAGAGGGGGGUGCUUCAAAAUUUUACACACACUUGUUAUUUCAUAUGUUGACCAGAGAGGGGUGCUUCAAAAUUUUACACACACUUGUUAUUUCAUAUGUUGGCCAGAGGGGGAGUGCUUCAAAUUUUUACACACACUUGUUAUUUCAUAUGUUAGCCCGAGGGGGAGUGCUUCAAAUUUUUACACACACUUGUUAUUUCAUAUGUUGGCCAAAGGUGGAGUGCUUCAAAAUUUUACACACACUUAUUUCAUAUUUUGGCCAGAGGGAAGAGUGCUUCAAAUUUUAACACACACUUGUUAUUUCAAAUGUUGACCAGAGGGGGGAGCACUUUUAAUACCGACACACAGUCAAUUUAAAACAUUGACCAUCCUCAUUUUGAUAGAUUUCACCACUAGGGGUGCAAAUGAGACAUUCUCUAUUAGAUGCAAUGGUUUUCCGUAUCAGAACCAUGAUUUCGGUCUUAACUUGUUCACCACUCCUCAUAUGGAAGCUACUUUUCCUUGAUGUCUCAAGAAGGGCAGAAAUACAAGAACACACACACACACACACACACACACAUGUUGUAUAGGAGCCACUGGUGGUCUUGCUCUAGAAAUAUGUUUAAUAUUGUAUAUGUUGUCUUCCAUGUGAAUAUUACAUGCAAUUCAUGAGCACCUCUGCUUGGUUUUAUUUAUUUUUGGGGGAUUUUCCGUGCUUUUUCUUGAUUUUUUUUUUUCCGAAACUUCCAAGAAAAAAAUAAAAAAAAAAGGGUAAAAGUUUGACUUAAAAAAUGGAAUAAAGCGAUGAGUCACCACUGAAUAUUUCUGUAUGUUUCGCUGAGGUGCUUGUAAACCUGCAUCAUAAGCUGUUGUCAUAAUAAUAAUAAUAAUAAGCUUCCUGUGAGUUGUGUUCAUGCGUUCGACAAAACAACACAACUGAGGUUAGACACACAAAAGAAGAUUAGUUGAGGUGCCGAGGAGCACUUAGCUGAAUGUAUAAAUGUACAGAUAUGAAAAAUGCUUACUCAUCAAGUGGUAGCCGUCAUUUAGUUUUCCUGCUAAGAAAAUAGAAAUUCAUCACAUUCUGUUUGUCUCGGGUCCGGCUUCAAUGUGAACCAUCCUGGCGAUCAUGUGACCCCCAAACGGACGCUCACUGGCGUUCUUUUAGGCGCUGCGCCUCAUAACUAAAAAAAAAAAAAAAGGGUGCACAUUUAUGUGGAAUGUGACUUUUUUUUCUUUUCUUUUUUGUUGUUGUUGACAUUUUUUUUUUUGGUUUUAGCAGACAAGUGCAACGUCCAACUUCCUGGUAGACAUUUUUUAGUGGUGCUUUUGUGCUAUGUUGACCCGACCCAUCCUAAGAAGUAGAAUAUACAUAAAUAUGUUGAUGUAAAAGACACCAUGUUGUACAAAGAUUUUAUUCCUGCUUCUCCGUCACGGGACUGGGUGGAGCUGGGAGAGUCGCAAUGAUGCUGAAUGUAUGUGGUGCCACCGACAAAAUGUUUACCAAACCUCCACUCUUUUCAAGAAUUAAACUUAAAUGUGUGUGCUUUUA